Odocoileus virginianus texanus is the source of this 5584-nucleotide messenger RNA. The record is from RefSeq and is a predicted model, not a curated record. NCBI's taxonomy places the organism in Eukaryota, Metazoa, Chordata, Mammalia, Artiodactyla, Cervidae.
GUUAAAUGGUGUUAAAGGAUUGAAGGGUGAAGCAGGUCAAAAGGGUGACAGAGGACCCCUUGGUCUUCCAGGAGCAUCUGGCUUAGACGGAAAGCCAGGAGCCCGGGGUUCAGAUGGCCCUAUGGGACCCCAUGGCCCUGCAGGUCCCAAAGGAGAAAGAGGUGAAAAAGGAGCUAUGGGAGAGCCGGGACCCCGAGGGCCGUACGGUCUGCCCGGGAAAGAUGGAGAGCCUGGUCUUGAUGGUUUCCCUGGUCCACGAGGCGAGAAGGGUGACCUGGGAGAAAAGGGGGAAAAGGGAUUCCGUGGCGUUAAGGGGGAAAAAGGGGAGCCAGGCCAGCCUGGCCUGGAUGGGCUGGAUGCCCCUUGCCAAUUGGGGCCAGAUGGAUUACCCAUGCCUGGCUGUUGGCAAAAGUGAUGAAUCUAACCUUCCGAGCAUGACGUUGUGUAUAUAAUGGUCCACUUUUUAUAUUUAUAGUUGAAAUUGGAUUGCAGAUUGUACAAGUCUGAGAUAUGUUUACAUGUCGCUGCUUCUUCCUGUUUGCUAUAGUACACAUAUCCAUCUUUUCUUCCCUUACAUCUAAAAUCGGGCAAGAUGUGAAACCAGUAAGAAGCCUGCAGAAAAUAUAGAUCAGUAUCUCUUUAUCUUAUGCGAAGAUAUGUAUUUAUAUGGACCCAGUGAUAGGAAUUGAUUGUUCUUGCUAUUUUCUUACCUUGGGCUUGUUAAUUGCAUGGGCAAAAAGCGCCAUGAGAUAGUUUACAUGAAAUUGUGACCAAAUAUGAACUCAAAGCUAUGAAAACAUACCAUACUGACUGAUUUUAGAGUUUGUCAUCACAGCCCUGCUCACCUUUGCCGUUCAUACCCACACCACCCACUGAAACUGACUAAGAAAGCAUGAUCGUGUGCCAAGCCUGCUUGCUGUGCACCUUCAGAUGCUAGCAUGCCGCGUGAUGAGUCAUUUGAUCACAACGGAGCUUUUAUUUCUUUUGUCAUCUCAAGGGGGUUACACCGUGGCUUAUUGCCAAAAAGUGAUAAGGUGGCGGAGAGCACACACACAAAUGGUCUUGUAUUUUACGGGCGCUGCGGUCCCAACUACGGAUCUUCAGCUUCCAGUAUUGUGGGCUCACGUGGCCUCCUUGGUUAAAAUGUCCAGGGGCUGAGCUGGCUGCUGACACCAGUUUUCCUUGGGCUCCCCUUGGCAGUGAAGACAAGGAGAGAGGAUUGGUUCAGCCUCCUGCGCUGUCUCUCGUGUGACCAAGUAGAAAAGAGGUUUACAAAAAGGCAGGCACCCAGAAUGGUGGACUUUUAUUUUUUAAAUAAACCAAAUUCCAGCAAGUGUUAAAAUGGGUGCAUUUGGAAAAUGACAGAAGCAUACAGCACUUCUUUGGGGUAGGAGGUUCUUGUAAUGGCAGUCCCUGUUCCUGAAGAAAAAACAUGUGUGUACAUCUCACCAAAGCUUGGGUUGCUGAAGAAAUAACAAAUCCCAGGAAAGGGGUGGAUGAGACAACCUUUCCUGAAAAUGUAGGGGAGUUCACCUUGCAUUACCUACAGAAGCUGAUGUGAGCUUCCCUCCCAUCCAAGAUCCAAUCCAUGCUGAACAUUUUCUACAAACUUUUAGAAACAGAUAUUUUCCAUUCUUUUUAAUACUUUUCUCUUUUAGUCCCAGGAAUAUUCAGGAAACUUUUCUUUUUCAGCCUUUGUCACAUUUAUUUUGAACAAUUGUUUUUUUUUUUUUUUCUUCAAAGCCUUGCAACUUGGUACACCAAUGGUCCAGAUGAGCUUUUGCUAACUUCUCUCUUGUUCUAAAUAAUUGAGUAGAAUAUAAAAGAAGCUCCACUUUCAGUUCAAUCGUUGUAAAGCAUCAAAGUUAAGCCAUUUUUCAGGACUUUUUGACUUUUUUUGUAGGAUGAAUAUAACAUACAUAGUGAUUAUCAGUUAAGAUAAAGUCAAGAUUUGGUCACAUUUGAUAGUAUUAACUCAUUUCUAUUUCUUUUAGUUCUAUUGAGAUCUAAGUUGUAUCUAUAUUUAGAUUUCUUUUAUCUUUUUUAUAUUUCUAAAUGUUUGUCUUAUGCACAGACCAAAUCUGAGAUCUCAGAAAGCUGUGAAAUAUAGUUGCCAUUAAGAGUAUUUUUUCAACUACUUGCUCAAAAGUUACCUAACUGUAUUAGACUGAGCAUUUCUUUGCACAGUAAAGAGUUGCUAGCGUGUUUUGAAAUGACUUGUUCUAGUGGAAGGGUUACAUUAGGAGGAACAUCAUCAAUGAACAGUCACUCUUUCAACCCAUUGGACAAUAUAAUUUCUCAUUUCAGGCCAUUUUGUUGGAAAUUUUCUGGUUUCAUGUAUAGGUUUUCACCAGCAGAGGGGAAAUUACCUCACCAUUGGCUUCUGGUGACAACAGUUAGGAUAUGAUUGUAAGACAGGGAUCCUAAGAUCCUUAUGAUCUCUUUCAAAUUAUUUAACCAAAUGCUCAGUUAACAAAAUGCCUUCUUUUUGUUUUGAUUACGUUUUGGAGAAUUGAAAAAUGUUUGAACGAAUCUAUCAAUCAAGUUGGUAACAUUUCUAGUAACAUUCCACACUCCGAAACCAAUUUAGCUUUUUUUCAAACAGAAGAGGGCAUUUUCUACCCAUCUCUUGUAUGAGCUGGCUAGGAUAUGGUGUUUUUUCAAUGUCUGAAAAAAUUUGUCUUAAAUGGUUUGGAAAAAUGAACUAAAGCGGGUAAAGCUACAAUCUCUUCAGGAAAACAAACAGUAGUGUCUUGAGAAAAAUCUGGUGGCUAUAUUUCUUCCUAUCUAUCUUUCUUUCUACUCCUCUAGCAGAAAGAGGAAUCGAGAUGGAUCACUGCUUAAAACUUGCACAGCUUCAAAAGAGAAUACCUCAACAUCAAAAGAUAAACAUUUCAUGUACAAAAAAUAUAUAUAUUUUUUAAACACAGCCCUUUAGAAUACUGUUCUAUCCUAUAUGUAAAUUGAGGUUUUGCUCCAUAACUGAUUUGACAAAAUUGAUUUUUAUUCCAUGAUUAAAGGAAGCUGUAAACUUUCAAUAUAUUUAUUUCUUUGGGGAAAACCAAAGGACUGUGGUCCUCCUCUUUGUUCCAUGGAAUUACUAGGUCUUAACCACCAUGCAUAAUCGUCAGCUUUUGUUAUUAAAAUAUUUUAAAUCAUCCAUUUUGUUAUCAACAUAGAAAAUCCUCAAGUAAUUGCCUAAUGAACUCAUGAAUGUGUCCGCUGAUAUAUGUGUUGGCAGAUACAUAUCUUUCUUUAAGUUUUCUUUCUUUUAAUUUUUCAUUGGAUAGAAGAUUAAGAAAAAAUACAUGAAAGACACAUUGGAAAUAAGUCAAGAUCAGGUUCUAUUUCUGAUAAGCAUCUUUAAAGAAUGUCAAAUUGGUAUGUGUUUUAGCUUUUAAGUUGUUUUCCAUUUAUGUUGGUGCUAAUGUAUUUCUUUUUCUUGAUGGAAAAUGCAAUUCUACUAUGGAUAAUUUCAUUUCUCUGUUUAAUAGCAUUCCUAAACUGUUAGUGUGUGAUUUUAACUUUAAAGUUUAUGGAUUUACUAUAAUUAUGGUUCAAUGACCAGUCUUUCUUAAUGUAAAAGAAAACAAAACAUCGUACCCUUAGAUGAUGCGUGUUUGUUUGGAUUGUGGAUCCUCUUAUUUAAUGUUCAUUUCAUGUACCAUAUGCCUUUAUCAACUUUCAUCUUUUAGCUUAUAUAAUUUGAUCGAGUGACAGAACCAACAUUAGACAAGUCUGCAUACAUUCAUAGAGUACCUGACACAUAAAUAUGCUGAAAUUUUUCUUCUAGUUUUCAUUUUCACUAUGAAAAGCAGUCAUGAAAGGUUUUUCUUUCUUAUUUGAUUUCAUAGAAAACAUGAGAAUAUCUUUAAUUUCUACCAAAAAUUAUCUGUUCUUAAACCCUGUGCAUGAUGUUCUGAUGGGACAGUAAGAACUCCGAUUCACCCAGUAGUUCAAUCUAUAUAUGCUUUGUCUGCAAUAUAUAUAUAUAUAUAUAUACACCUCUCUGCUAGUUUGGAAAUGAUCAAAUCAGCAUGAUCAAAUUAAUGGAAAAAUUAACUGGCAUCAUAUCUUUAUCACUUAGAAAACAUGCUUAAUUUUCCAAAGUUUUAUUUUUAAUGUUUCUAUUGUAGCAUAAAAAGUUAACACAAUAUUUCAUUCUUUUUUUUUUUUUGACCAUUAUAUAUAAUCUUGCCCAGAAAUAAGCAAUGCUUGUUAAGGUGGGUGAUAUUUUUAUGUCUCCUAAUAAAUGAUCAUAGGAACAUGCAGAUAUUGAUAUUUGAAAUCUUGUUUUUCUCUACUUCUUGAUGAUGAAUUUAUAUUAAUAGUUACUAUUACCAAAAACAAACUUUAAAAUUUUUUACCAAAACAAACAAAAACCUUGCUAUCUCUAAAAAGUCAGGACUACAACAAUUUAGCCUUAUAUUCUCAAAAAUAAUGACUAAGAACAGUCACCUGUGAUUCUGGCUGUUAAAACAAUUCAUUCCUAGUGGAAUUAACAUACUUGACCAGUUAUGAUUCUGCUAAGUUAUUUUAGAAUAUAAAGACCUUCAAUCCCUAAUCUUUUCCAUUUUUGUUGAAAUAGCUUCAUAUCAGCUGGAUAUACUAUAUGCCAUAGCAGAUAUACCCUUACAACUUAAAUUUUAAGUGGAUUUUGCUUUUGCUAAUUCAAUACUGAAAUAUUUUAAUGGCAUUUCUCAUUUUUUAAUGUAUUUAAAUGCAGAAGUUACCCUAUGCUGCUUAUUGACAAAAUUGUCCUUUGGGGAAUAAGAAGACUUUUUCAACCUGACCUAUUACAUUUGAUUUACUGAUAACAAAGUACCAACAUUUCUCAAAAUGCAGUGGAUAUUCUCAUAUAUAUCAGAAAUAUUAAUAAAUUGGAUUCACAAAAGAAUGUCUUACAUAUUAUUGACAUUUAUGUGAAUAUUCUUUAUACUGUUGUAAAUGUUUCAUGCAAUUUAAUAACAUUUUUAAAAGAUGUAUGUAUCUGAUUUUCCUUUAGAAAAUAUAUUUUUAUUUGUAUUUUUUACAUUUUAAAGUUCAUCUCUAUGUGCAGCUAUUUUUAUAUUGCCAAAAAAAAAUCACAUAAAUACAAAAUGAGAGAAAAUGCAAAAAAAAAAAUAUUUUGGCAAGCAUUACACUGCAUAUUUUUCUUAAUGUUUUGUGGGCCAGUCUCAUAUAAUUGAUUAUUCUAAGAAUGUGUUGUGUCUUACCACUGUAAAUAUGGCACAAACCUGUUUUUCUUGAUAGUGUAAAUAAUUGAAAGAUUGAAUUCUCCCUGUUUGAUUUCUUGUUUCAUUUCACUAUCAUUUCUCCAGCUGAGAUUACUGAAUCAAAAGACACAAAUGGUUUUUGAUUUGCAGCCUGGAGAUAACUGCCUUGUGUUCAGUUUCUAAUUUGUUUUUAUUUGCUUUUUUAACUUGUUUUCAGGGUUCCUAGUUUGUGAGAAGUUGAUCUUCAUAAUUAUUUUUACACUAUUUAUGACUUAUUUUCAUAAUGUAAAAAGUGUGUAAUUAUUACAAUAUUAAUCCAAACAUGGUCAUGAAUUGUAUUGUUAUAAAGCUUUAUUGAUGUUCACGAA